Messenger RNA from Mycena citricolor, 3292 nucleotides. The record is from the annotation of a GenBank genome assembly. NCBI's taxonomy places the organism in Eukaryota, Fungi, Basidiomycota, Agaricomycetes, Agaricales, Mycenaceae.
CUCCUCCAUCUUUCCCCUCUCUCUCGUCGAUCCGUUCGCCCUUGUGUCUUCCCCUCGCUCGCUUUCUUCCCCUCUUUCGUUACACCACGCGCGGUUCCUCUUCAUAGCUUUACGUGUUCCUUCGAAAAUGCAGCAGCAGCAGCAGCAGCAGCAGCACCCGCCGCCACCGCCUCCUUUGGCUCUCCCGUCCCCCAUCGUCCCACUCUCCGCCUCUCCUUCUUCCAUAACCUCUACCUCGUCAGUACCCGUUCAGCCGCCGCCGCCCGCGAGUCAACCAGCACCGGCCCCUGGUGUCACCACCAGCAGUAACAGCACUACCGCUAAUCCCAGCGGGACGCUCGCUUCGUCUAUCUGGGCUCCACAGCCGCAUGCAGGCGACCCCAUGUGGCCACGUGCGCUGGAUGCGUACGUUUCGCACCAUCAGCAGCAGCAGGGCUUCAGUCUCGGUGUGAAUCCACCUGCGGGUACUGGAAAUGGAAGGCGGUACGCGCCUGCGCCGGGAUACGGAGCAAUCGGCGGCGGUAUGGUCGGUGGAGACGAGACCAGCAUGAGCAUGGGUAUGAUGAGUCUCCGGGACGAUUCGAGUCACGUCGAGCAACUCCUGCGCACGCUCAACCUCAACUCGCCGUCCCCACCGCCGUCGAUGCACCAGGGACAGCCGAACCAGCAACUUACGUCUCCCCGCCAUCCAGUGCACGGCUAUGCGCCCCAGCUCUCUUAUUCUCCGCAUCGACUUCAAUCUCAAGCUCAACCUCAAACGCCCGGCUCAGCGCGGUCCUCCUCUUCCUCGUCGCCCAGCAGCGCCGGCAAGCGCGGCAAGCCUCCGAUGCUCGAUCUGAGCUUCGCGUCGUCGACCACCUCCACGUCAUCGUCUUCCGGCGCGAACACCUCUGGUUCCGGCUCCUUCUGCUUGUCGUCCGACUCGAACACGAGCGGGACGUCCGGUACGAGUGGGGAUGAGGAGGGUGGAUGCUUUGCGUAUGGGGGUAUGAAUGUCGGGACCGGGAUGGGUGCCGCGCCGGUGUCGCCCGGGUAUGUGUAUCAGCAGCAGCAGAUCCAGCAGCAGAUCCAGCAGGAGCGGCAGCAGCAUGUUCCCAUGGGUGCAUACACUCAGCACCAGGUCCAGCAGCAGCAACCGGACUCGCCGGCGUCGGACCUGUCUCCGUUGGCGCUGCUUACGCCGCUAGAUUCGCCUGGGCUGGGCGGCAGCGCCGGGUUCUCCGUGGGCACUGGGAUCGGUGGGCCAGGAAUGGGCUUGGGCUUGGGCGGAUUGGGGGGCUCCCUCGGCUCACCCACGAGCCAUGGACUCGGACUCGGCCAGCUUUCGCCGCCAGCGUCCUAUCCUUACCUCAAGGAGCGACUCUACACUACCGGCAACAACCAUCACUACGGCGUGAACAACAACGCAUACGAGCUGGAUCCGCCGUCGCCGGGUCUUUUGUCGGGACUGCCGCCGCUGACCAGCACUGGCUCUGGUCUGGGAUCGUUCGGCUCUGGAGCUGCUUUGGGUGGGCGGUACGGAUCGGUGUCGUCUGUUCCACUUACCCCGCCUGGUCUCGGGUUGGGGAUGGGAUUGGGGCGGGACAGUGGGGAGAGCGGACUGGGGAUGGGAUUGAGUGCCAGUAUCCACGCCAAUAAUGGGCCGGAUCUCCGCCAAGAGAAUGCCUUGUUUGGGUCGGAGUACCUCGGACGACGGGGAGCGGCAGCACGCCUGCACCAUCAGCCACAGGGCGAUUGGAUCCGGACGAGAGAGUUUCUGGAGGGGGGUGCUGCAGAACAUCAGAGGAAGAACCAGAUCUCCUCGGACUGGGAUGCGUUUGGAGUGGGGCAUGUCAGAGAGCGGACUGGCGCUGAGCCGAUCAACUUUCUGUCUCUGCUGCACCCGUCCUCCUCGCCGCCGUACGCGUCCUUCGUGUCGCGGAUCAUCAAGAGCGCCGACCAGCAAGCCAGUAUAUUCUUGCAACAGAAGCUGAAGGUGGCGGGGCCUGAGGAGCGGGGGCGUAUCGUGGACGCGAUCUGCGCGCGCGGUGCGGAGAUGAUGAUGCAUCGGUUUGGAAACUGGGCUGUGCAGCGCUGCCUCGAGGCGGCGGGCAGCGCGGACGAGCGCAGGCGGAUUGUCGGGUGUAUGCGUGGCCGGGUGGUGGAUCUCGCGACCAAUUGCUACGGGUGCCACGUGCUGCAGAAGGCACUAGACUGCGACGAGGAGGACGUGCGGCUGCUGAUUGUUUCUGAGCUGCUGCUGGGCGAUCCGGCUGCGACGCUGGUGAACAAGCACGCCUCGCAUGUCUGGAGCAAGGUCAUGGAGCUCUCCUGGACCCCGCCCGCCCCGCCCAUCUUUGCCUACGUCAACAAAGCUCUCAAGGGCAAGUGGGCCGCGCUUGCCUGCCAUGAGACCGGGUCGCUGGUUGUCCAGCACGCUUUUGAGAAUCUGGAAGAUGCUGCGAAGGACGGCAUCGUGGAUGAGCUGUUGGGACAGGGGCCCGCCGUGUUUUCGGAGGUUGCCAAGAGCCAAUGGGGCGCGUAUUGCGUCCAGCACAUUCUGGAACACGGCUCGCAGCAGCACCGGCUCAAGACACUCGAGCAUCUUCUGGGCGGGCUGCUCGAGUUUGCGACGAACGAGCAGGGAAGCAAGAGCGUCAUGAAGGCGCUCAAGGAGGGUGGCAAGGACACCCUCGACCGUAUCGUUCAGCGCAUGUGCGAGCCUGCCAAGGGUGCCUCGCGUCGUGCUCUGAUCGUCGACCUCGCCCUGUCGCUCACCGGGAGCCAGCUCAUCGCCAGCGUCCUGCCCGCUGCGGACAAGGAUCAGCGUGCCCUGCUCUACGAUUGUAUCCGUGGUCACAUCGUCACGCUCCGUGGCUGCAAGACUGGGUCCAAGGUCAUCUGGUUGUUUGACCGGAUGCGUGCUUACUACGGGUAUUGAGUGGAUACGCUCGCCCAACUUCUUAUCUCGGUCUCCUUGCAUCAGAACUCGACUGGAACUUGCUUUGUUUUUACUCAUCGAACGAUAUUGGAAUCAUGCAUCGUCUGCCACAUCUGCGUUUUGCUCCCAUGCGCACCGGUUUAUCUUUUACUCAUCAUCAUCAUCAUCACGAACUGUCUUCGCAUCAUCAUCAUGAACUGUCUCCGCAUCAUCCUGAAUUCGCAUCCAUCGUACUUAUCACAUACAUACAGAAAUAAUGCAUACAUUCUCAUACAUACAUAACAUACAUACUUAGAUACAGUUAUCAGUUACAGUCAGCUAGUUAGCCAAGUACGUCCCAAGUAGAAAUCCAGAGCCAUUGCUUGCCAUGUA